AUGGGUUUGGCUCACGCGGUCGAGGGACAGGGGUUGGUUUGGGCGUAUGGUGGGGAUGAGGGAGAGGGAGCCGAGGGAGAGGGAAGCGAGGGGGAGGGGGGCGAUGGAGAGGGAGGCGGGGGAGAUGGAGACGACAGAGAGGGAGGCGGGGUACAUGAGGGGGUCGAUCAUACCGUCGAUCGAUCACAGGUAGCUGCAAAGGAUGUACAGGGUAAUCGCCCGUACGUUCGACGGAGCGUGAGACAGCGUGUGAUGCCUUCACCGGGGGUGGAGGAGAGACUCGUUCAGGUCGAGUCGAGACUAGCUCAGGUCGAGUCGGAUGUAGCUGUAGUCAGGGGGGAUGUACAGUGGAUGGUCGAGGCGAUUGUGGCUAUACAUUCUGGCGCGCCCCUACCUCCACGAGCUGGCGCUGCACCAACACCACCACCACCGCCGUAG
Messenger RNA from Helianthus annuus (common sunflower), 438 nucleotides. Its product is annotated as homeobox protein Hox-D11-like. NCBI's taxonomy places the organism in Eukaryota, Viridiplantae, Streptophyta, Magnoliopsida, Asterales, Asteraceae. The record is from RefSeq and is a predicted model, not a curated record. Bases 1 to 438 code for a protein of 145 amino acids. The transcript has a single exon.